This is a messenger RNA of Thamnophis sirtalis, 2446 nucleotides long. It is a transcript of the gene SLC25A10, whose product is annotated as solute carrier family 25 member 10. Gene Ontology annotation, biological process: transmembrane transport. NCBI's taxonomy places the organism in Eukaryota, Metazoa, Chordata, Lepidosauria, Squamata, Natricidae. The record is from RefSeq and is a predicted model, not a curated record.
GACGGAGGGAGGGGAAGGAUCGCCGAAGGCAGAAGUCUCGCCGGCAGGAUGGUAGAGAAACGCGUGUCCCGCUGGUACUUCGGGGGCCUGGCCUCUUGCGGGGCGGCAUGCUGCACGCACCCGCUGGAUUUACUCAAGGUUCAUCUGCAAACUCAGCAGGAAGUGAAGAUGCGCAUGACAGGGAUGGCGCUACGUGUGAUUCGCAACGAUGGUUUUCUGGCUCUCUACAAUGGGCUCAGUGCCUCGCUUUGCCGACAAAUGACAUACUCUCUCACCCGCUUUGCCAUCUAUGAGACGGUGCGAGACAGCUUGAGCCAGGGUGCCCAGGGGCCAAUGCCCUUCUAUCAGAAGGUGCUGCUAGGUGCAGUAGGAGGAUUUACUGGUGGAUUCGUGGGGACCCCAGCUGACAUGGUGAAUGUCAGGAUGCAGAAUGACAUUAAGCAGCCGGCACAUCUGCGACGCAACUACUCCCAUGCCUUGAAUGGCCUGUACCGGGUGUUUCGUGAAGAGGGUGUGAAGAAGUUGUUCUCAGGAGGAACAAUGGCAUCCAGCAGAGGAGCCUUGGUUACCAUUGGGCAGCUCGCUUGCUAUGACCAGGCAAAGCAGUUGGUUCUUGGGACCGGUUUACUCACUGACAAUAUUUUUACACAUUUCCUGGCCAGUUUUAUAGCCGGAGGAUGUGCUACAUUCCUGUGUCAGCCCUUGGAUGUGCUAAAAACACGACUUAUGAAUUCCCAAGGCGAAUAUCGGGGUGUCAUGCACUGCGCAAUGGAGACGGCCAGGCUUGGGCCAUUGGCUUUUUAUAAGGGCCUUGUUCCUGCUGGCAUUCGCUUGGUCCCUCAUACUGUGCUCACCUUUGUCUUCCUGGAGCAACUACGCAAAUACUUUGGGAUUAAAGUAUUGACCUAAGGGAGAAAAGACCUGUUAGAGUUAAAAAAAAAAAAAAGAUGGGGAACAGGGACUACGGAGUCCCAGAAUGGCUGGGUGUUAUAUAUUUUCCCUCCUUGAGGGGCAGGUAUCCUCUUCAGUGCCAGGGCACCGUCUGACAUCUCACAGAAAGUCCUUGUUCGGCAUCUGCUCUUGGCCAGCUCUUCAAUAUGGUUUGGUGCCUGCUAGUGGAGUAGCCCACUAGGAUUUUCAGUGACCAGUCCCAAAUGCCCAUCAGCACCCAGGACCUUUUCAGUGUUGAAGGCUUGCUGAUACCACAGCAUUCCUCAUCAACCUCCAACCUCUCUGUCUCCUUGCCAUAAUAGCCAGCAUUCCAUCAGCCAUGUCUGAUUCCCCCCUUCCCCUUUGCUAACAUGCUUUCCUUUUGUGCUGUCAACAGGCAUGUGCCUCAUUCAGAACUCCACCCCACCCCCCGCUUUUCAUAGCUCUCCUAGUCUCAAGUGUAGCAGUACCCUUCCCAUCUCUGUGAGGAUUCCUCUCUCCCCAAGCGGAAGGGUGUUGGCCCUUAUGUGGGAGGGAGAUCCUUCAUCACAAAUUUGCCUCACUUCUAAAUGUUACAAUUGGCUGGAAAGGGGGUUCAGGUGGCUGCCAAGGGCAGUCGAUAGCAAUAUCAGGCAGGCAGGGACCUUGACAUAGCAGGCUCUCCAAUUAUUAUUCAAUAAUGUGGAGAGAACAAUGCUUUUCUCACUCUGUCCUGCCUGCUCCCUUUCUCUUACCUCAGUCUUCUUUUACUCUUAGAGCUGCAGUGCAGGGAACAAGUGGUCCUCUGUGUUUAUUUCCUGGGAUUGUGGCAUUGGGCAAGGGAUGUCCUCCCACAUACCCCAGUCCGUAGCCAGUCUAAUGUCACUCUUCUCCUUGAAUUGCCUCCUUAAGCUUGUUCGACCAAAGCCUUCUGAAACCAAAGGGCCUUAUACUGAUGAGAGGCGGCCUUGGAAAUUCCUGUCUAAGAAGGAACUGGUUUCCUGAAUGCAUGUAGAUCUUCCCGCAUCCUGUGAAUGGGCAGUGCAGCUGCCUAAUUAAAUUCAGAGAUGGGGGAUAAAACUGGUGAGGCCUUGUGAGGUCCUUGGAACAAUAAAAAAAAGUAGCCUAGCAGAUGGGCUCCUUCUUGUCCCUGUGGGAUAUGGGCUUCAGUGUCAAGUGAAAAGGCCACCAAUUUUUAAGAGUAAUUACAAUAUAUUUGUUUGUUGAGCUUUUAUCCUGAGCCUUUUUGCUACUACUGGAAGAGGCAUCAAAGGCUGUGGAAUCUUCCCAGAUUGCCUUGCCCUUACUGUGACAGCAUCCAGAUCCUACUGUAACACUGAUAUUUGUUUUUCUGUCUCGGAGCCUGUUUAAUGAAACAAUUUUGGGGCAUCUAUUGAUUUUGUCCUCCAUCAGCCUGUGGAAGGGCUGCUGGCCACAUUCGGUGUGCCAUUCUGGGAGGUUGAUUUUUGCCAAUUCCAAGAAUCAGAGCCAGUGAUCAGCACUUUAGGAAUCAUGAAAAUAAAGAGAUUGUGCAAAA